Patella vulgata (common limpet) is the source of this 6865-nucleotide messenger RNA. RefSeq names its product cytohesin-1. Gene Ontology annotation, biological process: regulation of ARF protein signal transduction. The record is from RefSeq and is a predicted model, not a curated record. Lineage: Eukaryota; Metazoa; Mollusca; Gastropoda; Patellidae. Bases 316 to 1449 code for a protein of 377 amino acids. Gene Ontology annotation, molecular function: guanyl-nucleotide exchange factor activity. The transcript has 11 exons.
AAUGAUCCUAUUGUCAAUUCAGAAAUAAUAUGUAUGACAUCUUUAGGAGUGAUGUCAUAAUUCAUAAGUUUUUGAUGUAACACUUAGUGUGAAUGUUUUUCUUCAGCUUAUUAUAGAUUGUGUGGGGUUUUUUUUGUAUUCAGUACAAUUCAGUGUAUUGCAUGUAAUAUUAUGGAUCAUAAUCAAUUGAGAUUUUAUGACAAAUUUGUUUCAACUUCCUUGUGUUUGGAAUCGUAAAGGAAGAAGGAUCAUAUUGUAUCAACAGUAUAGGAUUAACAGUGUUUAGUCAUAUUAAGUUACAACUGUGGUACAUGUAUGAGAACAUAUAUGUCCGAUUCUACUAAUAAUAACUGUGGAAUACAUGUAGCUUCUGAUAUUACUUCUGUUGGUGGACAAUGUAUUGCCAUAAGACAAAAUAUGAGCAAACCAGAUCCAAAAGCCAAACAGAUUUCCAUUGGAAAGAAGAAAUUCAACAUGGAUCCCAAAAAGGGAAUCCAGUACCUGAUUGAACAUGGUUUAUUACAAGAAACACCAGAAGAUGUUGCUCAGUUCUUGUUCCAAGGUGAAGGUCUUAAUAAAACAGCUAUUGGUGAUUACCUGGGUGAAAGGAAAGACUUUAACAUGGAUGUACUGAAGGCUUUUGUUAAUCUACAUGAAUUCCGUGGAAUGAUUCUAGUCCAAGCACUCAGACAAUUUUUGUGGAGUUUCCGACUACCAGGUGAAGCCCAGAAGAUUGACAGAAUGAUGGAGUGCUUUGCACAGAGAUAUUGUGACCUUAAUUCAGACGUAUUUAAAAAUACAGAUACAUGUUAUGUUCUGUCAUUUGCUAUCAUUAUGUUGAACACAAGUUUACAUAAUCCAAGUGUUAAAGAUAAACCUACUGUAGAGAGAUUUAUAUCAAUGAACAGAGGGAUACAUGAUGGUGGUGAUUUACCAGAAGAACUUCUCAUAAAUCUAUAUGAUAGUAUAAAGAAUGAACCAUUUAAGAUACCAGAAGAUGACGGUAAUGAUUUAAUGCAUACUUUCUUCAAUCCUGUCAAAGAAGGUUGGCUGUGGAAACAAGGAGGAAGAUACAAGAACUGGAAAAGACGUUGGUUUAUUCUCAAUGAUAACUGUUUAUAUUAUUUUCAAUAUACUACAGACAAGGAACCAAAGGGUAUUAUACCACUAGAGAAUAUAAAUGUACGUGAAGUGCCGACAGAGAAAGCUCAUAAACCUAAUUGUUUUGAGUUAUUUACUGGUGGUAAUGAUAUUAUUAAAGCUUGUAAAGUCGAUUCAGAUGGUAAAGUUGUCGAAGGUCGCCAUAAUGUAUACAGAAUGUCAGCUGGUAAUGCACCAGAGAAAGAAGAAUGGAUUAAAUGUAUUAAAUCGAGCAUAAAUGAUAAUCCUUUCUACGACAUGUUGGCAGCAAGGCGUAAGAAUGCAACUGGUUCUAGUCCAGCAGAAUAAUGAUCAGGGAUUUUAUAGAAAUAUCAGGAAUCAAGACACAGACCUCAAUACAGAAUUAUCCAAUAUCAUGGUGAUUUCAUACCAAAUACCAAAUAUUCACAAACAUGAUUUUAUACACGAAGGUUUAUUCACUUAGAGAUCAUAAUCAUCAACAGAUUUCAACAAAAAAAAAACAGCAUUUUUUUUACGAUAGAUUAUGACCAAAAUUUCCAAUAUCCAACUCCUGAAUUAGUGGAAUUAAUUUGCACUUUAUAGGCUAAUGUGAAACUUGUUCCGAUUUCUAUAUUCUGCAUGAAAAUAAUUGAUACAUAUUGUUAUCAUUAUAUUUACUGUUCGUUUCAAUAUACGCACCUCAUGUCAUUAUAGAAAUCAAAAUAUUCAUUUAUGUUCAUUUGUUUAACUUAACAUAAUAAAAUUAUUAUUUCAUUUAUUUACUAUACUAACCAUGAAAAAUGAAUCUUUAUAUUAAGAUCAUUGAUCGACACCACCUAAAAAGCAUAGCUUGAUUUUAGGUGCACUGUCAAAUAAAUUGAAUUUUUUUCAUUGUAAGUAAAAUUAAUGAAUUUUGAAUGAAAUGUUUAUUUCAUUAAACUAUAACUAGCUGGUACUAGAACAUCUAUUAUUUAUAUAGUAGAAAUAUAUAAACUUAUAUAAUGAUUUGUAAAUCAUUUAGAUUAAAUUCCAGAUAUUAAUAUUACUACUAAUAAUAUUAAUUAAUUACACAGGAAGAGUUUAAUGCAAAAUAGGCCCCAAAGAUAUAGGUGUCUUCCAGCCAAGGUGUAUAAUACUUUUGACAUGGUCAUAACCCAGCGUUUUGAUAACAAAUUCUAAAUUAUGGACAGAAACUAUCUCUGCUUAAUUCUUGUAUUGAACUAAGAUGUCUCACUGUGCAGUUACAGGCAGUAAUGUUUUGCAUUAAACUCUUCACAUAUUUAUAGUUUUAUAUUCAUAAUUUACACAUUCGACAUAUAAGUUGUAACAUGGAUUAACAAUAUUUUCAAUAUCAUUCAAGAAUUAACUAUCAUUCAAGAAUUAUCUAUCAUUCAAGAAAUAACUAUCAAUCAAGAAUUAACUAUCUUAACUGUUGUUUCAGCUUCUCAAAACUGUAAUUAAAUUUACUGAAAAUUUGAGAAUUAAGGUUGAAGUGAUUUACUUUGAAAUUCUUGUGGCCUUCUUCUCAAAAUUAUAGUUUUAGAUAUUGAGAUUAAAGACUGAAUCAAUUGAUUUUGCUGUUAUUUACAAAAUCAGUAAUUAUGAUAUAAUAUUGAAUGAUAGUGUUAGUCAUUGUAAGCUUCAUAUACAUCAUUUCCUGUAUUAUACGUCACAUUCUAGGCAAAUUAGAAACAAGCUUUAUCAAGCAAUAAUGUAGAGAUAGUCUGAGAAUAACUAUAAAGACGAUUAAAACAAUUAUGUUGAACUUGAUUUGUACUGGUAAACAUGGGGUUAACAUUUGACUAAUUCAGUAUUAGAUUUAGUCCAAGUUGAUAAAUGGAGUAGACUAGGGCAAACAUGGAUUGAUGAAUGUAAUUAUGAAUUUAUAAGUGUAACACAUCAAGAGAAAUCUAAAAAUUGAUUCAUUUGGGUUCAUAAUAUGAGGUAGACCUUUUAAUCUUUGAGGUACUGAUGAAUGAAAAUAGGCUUUCCUAAUCGGGGAAAAUGUAGAUUCAUAUCUACAUGGACAUAAAUGACAAAGUCGGGCUUUACACUUUAUAUCUGUCAAAUCAGUAUCGACUGCAGUUCAUUUUGAAUGAAAAAUUGAAACUUGAACCAGUAGAGAUCACAAAGUCAGGCUUAAUGCUUUUUAGUUAGCCUUAGUGGAAAUGGAUACAUCAAAUCAGUACCAACUGCAGUUCAUUUUGAAUGAAAGAUUUAAGCCUGUACCAGAUGUAGAAUAACAGUCGUAUUUGUAGUGAUAUAUAUUAUAUAGAGAACGUGUAGAUAUUGUAUAUGUAUGUAUGUAGGAAUUAUUAUUAUUAUGUAAUGUAUAAAAUCUAUUUUUGCUAUGUAAAAUGUAUUAUAAGUGUACUAUAAUAAUUAUUUUAUUAGAACUAGUCGUAGCCUACACUAAUUAAUAAUUACCAAACUGAGAUUCUAGAAUGUACAAAAUUAGUAGUCAUUGAUAUAAUACCCUAAAAUUAUAAGUUAUUAAUAACAUAGCGGUUCAAUAAUAUUGUUCUCUAAUUUUGAAAACAAAAUUGCCUGAGUUUUAAUAGGUAUGUGUAGUAAGUAAAUGAUACAACUUUUGGUAACUGGAAAAACUAAAUUAAUAUCAAUUGUAAUAACAAUUAUCCAGAACACUGAUCUUGCCUGGUUUUCAACAUUAUGGAGCAAUUAUAUUGAAACAUGGCUGGUACUAAUUAGUCUAUUAUGUUUAGGAAAGCUUGAUAAAUAUUUUCUUCAAAUGAGUAAAUGAGGCAGGAAUGUAAAAAUUUGUGCAGUAAUUUUGGCUGCUUGUGGUGAAAUUGUCGUUAAACAUUAUUUAAUAAAUUAGUACAGGCAUUGUUAAACUUUGGUUCAUUAUACAUAUAUAUAUAUAUAUAUAUAAACCAAAGACAAACUUAAACCAUCCAUAUACCAUAACUCCCAGUAAACUUGUCAAUCAACAUACAUGUAUAGUCAUAGUGUUGACAAGAUAUAUUAUUAUUAUAUUUGCAUGUUUUGGUGUACAUAUCUGGAAGAAAAUUAGGCAAACAAAUUGCAUCUGAAACCAUAGUAACAAACAAAAUGACAUGUUAGUCUCAAAAUGACUGAAGGUUUGUGGGGGAAGUAGUACAUCUUGUCAUUGUAACUAUACUAUACUUGUAGUAUUAUGUAUGAUAUCUUUUAUUCACCAAAAUUCAUUUUAGUUUAGUAAGUACAUUUUAUAUGUGCAUGUUUUAUCAAAUAUAAUCCAAUGCAUGUAUAUUAGUCAUAAAUAUUAUAUUAAUAUAUUGACCAAAGUAUUACUGGCCAAUUAUACCUAUCUGUACUAGUGUAAAAAAUAUGGCAUAUGGAGGAACAUUACAUCUAAGUACAUGAACAUUAUAAAAGCAUUGCAAAGAAUUUCAUAAACAUUUUAAAGGAACAUAUGUAAGUUCAUGAACAUUCUAAAGGAACAUUGCAUUCAAGUACAUGAACAUUUUAAAGAUUACAUUCAAGUACACAUAUGGGCAUUAUAAAGGAACAUUGCAUUCAAGUACAUACAUAAACACUAUUACAGAACAUUGCAUCUAAGUUCAUGAACAUAGUAAAUGAACACUGCAUCUAAGUUCUUAAACUUUAUAAAGUAGGAACAUGAACAUUCUGUAAGAACUUUACAUCUGAGGGCAUCUGAACACCUACAGAUAGUAAUGGAAUAUCUUAUAGUACAUAGACAUUAUAAAAGAACGUUUUAUAGUACAUGAAUUGUAAAGGAAUAUGUAGAUGAAUUAUUAACAAAGAACUGUUAAUGUGUACAUGAAUUAUAAACUUAUAGAAAUGAUAUAAAUAUUAUGUAAAUUCCUGUCUUUCUGACACACUUCUCUUUAAUGAAGAACAAUGACUUUGUUUAAUAUAUACCAGCAUUAUUGUUGAUUGUUUUACUAGUACAUAUUAAAUGUAAUUAUGUAAACUGAAGCAAUAAAGAAAAUGUAGAGAAGAGACAGUUCUAGUCUUUUUGCUGUGAUUUUAAAUGAUGAGUUAUUUAUGAACAUUAAAACAGUAGAUUUACCCAUAGGUUUUAUGUAUUUUGUAUAUUUCAUUUUUCUUCUCAUUAAGUUAUAUAACAUUUCUUUUAUAUUGUCUUUUUAAAUCCUGUAUAAUUUAUUUCUAAGUAUUCUACCUGAUAACCAUUUUGUUUAGUAUUAUUGAGAAAUGGAGAUGAAAUGGGAUCAGUUCCACAAAUUAAUUGUAAAUGUUGAUAUUUUAAAAUUCAAUAGUUAUCUAUUAUAUUGUAUUUCUUUUUUUUUCAAUUCUAAAAUUUAUAUUCCAGAUUUGUAAUAUUUCAGUGAAGUAUCACAUUAGCUGAAGUUCAUAGAGGACCCUUACAUGUAGCUGGAUUAUUACCCUUAACUAAUGUAUAAGGCCAGACCAAUUUAGAUCUUACUUCUUUGGAAACAGUACAGAUUUUGCUUCCUACUCUUUUAAAGAUUUUUUAAAAAAAAACCCAAAAACAAACAAAAUGCUUAUCUGAUUAUCUCUUAGAUCCAGAUUUUCAAUUUUUGAAUAAAAUAAGUGUAAAUCCUUAUCGGGCUAUUUAUCAGUAUUGCGAAAACAGAACUUCAAUUUGGUUUGGCUUUUUUUUUUCCCCUUUUAUUGCAUUUCUUCCAUUUAUUUAUCUAAUUUUAUAUAUGUAUAUUAUAAACUGAUUUAUUAGUAUGGUUAUUCACUAUAUAUUCUUACAAAUAUUUUAUUUUCAUCUAAUAUCUCAUUAUAUGUUAAAUUAAACAAUACUGGUAUCAUGUUACAGAAGGUUCAGAUUUAAAAAAAACAGUAGCAAUAUGGGGUAGAACAGUGUAGGAAUUAAACCUUUUUUUUCUAAAUCCAGAAAAAUAGGUGUUUAAUUUAUACAAGCAGAAGGCUAUAUCUAUUGGAAGUUCAGGCUAGGUAGUCAGUUUUGUGUUUUUGUUGAAUAUAUUUUAGGGAAGUUCAACUAAGAAGAAUGUAUUAAGAUUUUUGUCUGUUCUGGUUCUGUCAUAUUUAACAACCAUUUUACAGAGGAAAUAUUGUUUCAUAGAAUGAAAAAUAAACAGCUAUAUUUGAUGGAGAAAAAUGUGUUGUUGGGGGUGGGGGGCAUUUAGAUAGUUCUGUCCUUUGGAGGUAACAAAACUCUUCCUCUCAAUCUCACAAUGAGAAAUUUGGAAAUGAAAUAAAAGUUUGCACGCAUUUUAAAAAACAAUGUGCCAUAGUAAUUCAGAUUAAUGAGUUUUGUGCAAACUUUUGACACUUGAUAUAGACUUCUCUAAACAUGUUAAGUGCAUGCAGGAAUGUCUUAUGUUCAUCUGGACCUUCAGUAUGGACCACUACUGCAUUAGAUUACAUAAUGGACAAUUGUGAAGGGCAUCAUGGUAAUUGUCCAGCAGCUUAAGGCUACAUUAAAGCACACUGUGGACUACUUGUUAGUCUCAAAAAGACCCUGAUGCUCAUGGAAUACCUGAUGUAUUUCUUUUGAAGCCAUUCUAUCUGUUUUAGCCCAGUUAGGGCAGUACAGUAGGACGUCAAACUCUGUUUCAUUUCAUUUAAAGUAAUGUGGCAACUAUAAGUUAAGUAAUUGAGACUAGAAAUUCAAUAGAAAUAAAUGAUGUGUGAGGAAAUAAAAUGUUGUCAAGUGUGUAUAUAAAUAUUGUAUAUAUAUUGUAAUUAUCUAUUUUCAAUCAGGUUCAUUUUCUUAAGAGAUUGAUGUUCUAUUCUCUCUACUUUUAUAUUUAGUAUCAUCCUUCAAUAAAAUGUACAGUUUUAA